This is a messenger RNA of Acipenser ruthenus (sterlet), 1118 nucleotides long. RefSeq names its product DELTA-stichotoxin-Hcr4a-like. The record is from RefSeq and is a predicted model, not a curated record. Lineage: Eukaryota; Metazoa; Chordata; Actinopteri; Acipenseriformes; Acipenseridae. Gene Ontology annotation, molecular function: channel activity. Bases 158 to 697 code for a protein of 179 amino acids. Gene Ontology annotation, biological process: monoatomic cation transport; pore complex assembly; cytolysis in another organism. The transcript has 3 exons. Gene Ontology annotation, cellular component: pore complex.
CUUUUGAGAAACACAUUUCAAGCAAUUAUCAAAACCCAAACAGUCAUCUCGUACUAGAACAUACUGUGUUACACAACAUCACACGAUUCUCUUUAACCCGGUAGAUGCCAGCCUGGGUGGUGGCUGCCUCUUCAGGCACGAGUGAUGCAGUGUGAAGAUGGCAGCUGGAUCUAGAGCCGUAACAGCAGAGGAAAUCUCCAGAAAUAUACAGACAAACAGAAAUAUUACCAUUUCAAUUGAAAACAACUGUGAUUUCUCUCUAACAAACCCAAGGAUUUACACUUUCAGUGGAUAUAAUUUAAAUCCUCCUCAGCCAACCAUCAAAAAAGAAUCCACGGCCGUGUGUUCCUUCAGCAAAACCAGUUAUACAGCACGUGGAAGUGUGGGCGUCUUAACCUACGAUGUCAUCAAGAACAAUGAUCCUGUCGAAUGCAUUGCCAUGAUGUUUUCUGUACCAUUUGAUUACAAUUGGUAUAAAAACUGGUUCGCUAUAGGGUCCUUUAGUGUUGGAAAAACCUGUGAUCAUGCCUUAUACAAUCGAAUGUAUCACAAGGGGGAGGAUGGUUUCAUCAGAAGACAAGCAACAGAUGGGAUCAUAGAGUUUACUGGGAAAGCUGUUGUAAUAAAAGCCACAAUGUCUGCCGCCGGCAGGUCAAUAAUGAAAAUUGAAGUGUGGAACAAACGUACAUGUGCUUGAGACAUACUGUGCUUGCUUUUCAUUGACUGCCUGAUAUUUGCAUGCAUGAAAUCAUUCUACUCAGCUAUUGUGAAACAGUCAUAUAGUGAGCACUAGAUGCAUUAUACUUUUUAUACUGUAUAAAAGCAUUUAUCAACAUGUAUAACAAACUAUGGAUUGUGUUGCAGCUGUUGAUAUAAAUGAACACUGUACUGUAUGGACACUUCUAGCCUGUCAGCUUUUGGAGAGCUUGAGGUGAGAUGGUUUGUGUUUUUCUCUGUCCAAUCUCAAUUAGCAAACUCAAUAAAAGGUAUUUUUCUUCCAAAGAGAUGAAGCUUAAACUGACUGAAACACUUGAACAAUGUAUAUGAAUUUGCUAUUUAACUGCUAACCCUAUUUCCACGAACAGUUCUUACUUAUUAAACUUGCAUUAAUAAAGUGA